Molecule: messenger RNA, 990 nt
Organism: Salpingoeca rosetta
Lineage: Eukaryota; Choanoflagellata; Craspedida; Salpingoecidae
Exons: 8
Coding region: 1-990 (329 amino acids)
Biological process (GO): apoptotic DNA fragmentation
Cellular component (GO): nucleus; mitochondrial inner membrane
Molecular function (GO): metal ion binding; RNA endonuclease activity; nucleic acid binding
Source: RefSeq, a predicted model, not a curated record
AUGGCGUGGCGUGCUGUUCCCACCUUCACUACCUCACCCGCGCUCACGCUGUUACUGCUUGCCUCGCGUGACACCACAGAGUAUGCAGCCAAGUACGGUCUUCCAAGCGAGGGCAAUGUGGUGCACAAGGCUGGAUACAUUGCCAGCCUCAACUACCAAACACGCACGCCCAACUGGGUGCUUCAACACUUGACAAAGGACCUGCAAGAGGAGGUGCAUGCACAUCGGUCAUCGUUCCCCUUCUUCGAGGAUGAAGCAGUGCCGUCCCUCUUCCGCGCACAGCUGCGCGAUUAUCAGCGCUCGGGCUUCAGCCGCGGUCACCUCGCCGCCGCCUCAGACAACAAGUUCAGCGAGGCAGCCAUGCGCGAUUCAUUUGCGCUGUCCAGCAACAUUGUUCCACAAGAGAUGUCCAUGAACGGCUGUGACUGGCUGCGGCUUGAACGCAUGUCGCGUGGCUUGACCAACAAGUUUAAGCACGUGUUUGUUGUGAGCGGGCCGAUGUACCUUGCAGAGAGGGAUCACACAAACAACUGUAUGGCUGUCCGAUACCAGGUUGUCGGUCCAAACCAGGUCGCAGCACCAACACACAUGUUCAAGGUCAUUCUAGCGGAGAACGACCAGGGCGAGGACCGCGCCGUUGCAGCCUUUGUGAUGCCCAACCGGCCCAUCCGCGACAACGAGCCGCUCUACCGCUACCAGGUGCCGUUGGUCGAGCUCGAGCGCAGCACGGGAUUGCGCUUCUUCCCAAAGUUGGACAGGUCCGAGUUGACCCGCGACGUGUGUGUCACCGCCGGUUGUGAGCAUGUCGGUGACGAGCGUGUGCUGGCGUGGCGCCGCUUCGGUCUGCUCAAGAUUGCACGCAACAUUGAGGAGCUGGACAGUGUCUGGGCGCAGUGCGAGCAGACUGGGUUUGAGCGCGACUGGGUUCGAAACAUGUACAAACGCGAGUAUGACAAGCGCAAGGCGCAGCUCGAGCGUGGCGCCAAGUAA